CACGCAAUACCUUAGAGGCCGGGAAAGGGCGGGGCCAGCAGGGGGACCUGCUGCUGGGAGAGCCGCGGCCGGAGCGGGGGCCAUGGCGAAGCUGCUGAGCUGCGUCCUAGGCCCCCGGCUCUACAAAAUCUACCGGGAAAGGGACUCGGAAAGGGCCCCGUCCGGCGUCCCUGAGACUCCAACUUCAGUCACUACCCCCCCUUCCAGCUCCUGGGAUACGUACUACCAACCCCGUGCCCUGGAGAAGCAUGCUGACAGCAUUCUGGCACUGGCUUCAGUCUUCUGGUCCAUCUCUUAUUACUCCUCUCCCUUCGCCGCCUUCUACUUAUACAGGAAAGGUUACUUGAGCUUGUCCAAAGUGGUGCCGUUUUCUCACUAUGCUGGGACGUUGCUACUACUCUUGGCAGGCGUGGCCUGUCUCCGAGGCAUCGGCCGCUGGACCAACCCCCAGUACCGGCAGUUCAUCACCAUCUUGGAGGCAACGCACAGGAACCAGUCUGCCGAAAACAAGCGGCAGCUCGCCAACUACAACUUUGACUUUAAGAGCUGGCCAGUCGACUUCCACUGGGAAGAGCCCAGCAGCCGGAAGGAGUCUCGAGGGGGCCCUUCCCGCCAAGGUGUGGCCCUGCUUCGCUCAGAGCCCCUGCACCGGGGGACAGCAGACACCCUCCUCAACUGGGUCAAGAAGCUGCCUUGUCAGAUAACCAGCUACUUGGUGGCGCACACUCUGGGGCGCCGGAUGCUGUACCCUGGCUCAGUGUACCUGCUCCAGAAGGCCCUCAUGCCUGUGCUGCUGCAGGGCCAGGCCCGGCUGGUGGAAGAGUGUAACGGGCGCCGGGCAAAGCUGCUGGCCUGUGAUGGCAACGAGAUUGACACCAUGUUUGUAGACCGGCGGGGGACAGCAGAGCCCCAGGGACAGAAGCUGGUGAUCUGCUGUGAGGGGAACGCGGGCUUCUAUGAGGUGGGCUGCAUUUCUACACCUCUGGAAGGAUGGCCUUCAUUCUGUCGCCACCACGCGAUUACUGAACCUCUGAUGUCAUCUCCCCAUUCUGCCGGAUAUUCAGUUCUGGGCUGGAACCAUCCAGGCUUUGCUGGAAGCACGGGGGUGCCAUUUCCUCAGAAUGAGGCCAAUGCCAUGGAUGUGGUGGUCCAGUUUGCCAUCCACCGCCUGGGCUUCCAGCCCCAGGACAUCAUCAUCUAUGCCUGGUCCAUUGGCGGCUUCACUGCCACGUGGGCAGCCAUGUCCUACCCAGACAUUAGUGCCGUGAUCCUGGAUGCCUCCUUUGAUGACCUGGUGCCCUUGGCCUUGAAGGUCAUGCCAGAUAGCUGGAGGGGCCUGGUGACCAGGACCGUGAGGCAGCAUCUCAAUCUGAACAACGCAGAACAGCUGUGCAGGUACCAGGGCCCUGUGCUGCUGAUCCGCAGAACCAAGGAUGAGAUCAUCACUACCACGGUUCCCGAGGACAUCAUGUCCAACCGAGGCAAUGACCUCCUGCUGAAGCUCCUGCAGUAUCGGUAUCCCCGUGUGAUGGCAGAGGAGGGUCUUCGAGUGGUGAGGCAGUGGCUGGAGGCCUCCUCACAGCUGGAGGAAGCCUCGAUCUACAGCCGUUGGGAGGUGGAGGAGGACUGGUGCCUAUCUGUCCUCCGCUCCUACCAGGCAGAACACGGGCCUGACUUUCCCUGGAGUGUGGGGGAGGACAUGGAUGCAGACGGAAGGCAGCAGCUGGCCUUGUUUCUGGCUCAGAAGUAUCUGCACAACUUUGAGGCCACACACUGCACCCCGCUCCCAGCCCAGAACUUCCAGAUGCCCUGGCACCUCUAGCGACCACAGUGGGACUCGUUCUGAAAGAGUGGGACAGGAGGAGACAGGAGGAAGGAUCCUCUUAUUUGUGAUUCUCUGUGUUCAUGUUGCUGUUUAUAGUUUGUGGGAAGUGGGGGGACUGUCCCCCUUCUCACUGCCCUCUUGCACGUUUCCCCUCAUCCAUCUGGCAGUACCUAACCUUUCCCAACACGCAGCCUGCAUUCGAUGGAUUAUUCCUAAUAACUAAUAAAAAGGUAUUUUUUCUACA
Messenger RNA from Mirounga angustirostris (Northern elephant seal), 2069 nucleotides. It is a transcript of the gene ABHD16A, whose product is annotated as abhydrolase domain containing 16A, phospholipase. Gene Ontology annotation, cellular component: endomembrane system. Gene Ontology annotation, molecular function: glycerophospholipase activity; monoacylglycerol lipase activity. NCBI's taxonomy places the organism in Eukaryota, Metazoa, Chordata, Mammalia, Carnivora, Phocidae. The record is from RefSeq and is a predicted model, not a curated record. The transcript is spliced from 21 exons. Gene Ontology annotation, biological process: phosphatidylserine catabolic process; monoacylglycerol catabolic process. The coding region runs from base 83 to 1822 and encodes 579 amino acids.